This is a messenger RNA of Capsella rubella, 680 nucleotides long. RefSeq lists its product as uncharacterized. The coding region runs from base 70 to 357 and encodes 95 amino acids. The record is from RefSeq and is a predicted model, not a curated record. NCBI's taxonomy places the organism in Eukaryota, Viridiplantae, Streptophyta, Magnoliopsida, Brassicales, Brassicaceae. The transcript has a single exon.
AGUCCAUCAUCUUAUCUCAUCAUCAAUCAUCAUAUCACCAAUCUGAUCUAAUCUUUAAAUUUCAAGAUCAUGGCGAGCUCAAGACUAGCGAGAUUCAUAACGGAGGUUGCACCACCACAAUUCGUCACGGUGAUGCGGAGGAGGACGGCGAAGGUACUUGACACGAUCAAGGAGGAAGAAAGAGAAGUUGGCACUGCAGAUUCCAUAUUUUCUUCGAAGAUCAUCUCCUCACCCUUUGCUUCUCCUCCUUAUCCCUCCUCUGUUUCUUCAGCUUCUUCUUCUUCUUCUUCCAGUUCCGGUCUAAAAACGUUACCGGUUACAGAGAACCGGAGUUCUUUUCCGGUUUUCAAGAACUAAACCAAUUUUCAGAUGUAAAUUAAGUAUCUGUAUAUAUAUGCAUCAUGCAAAUGUUUGUUAUAAUGAUCCGAAGUGUGUGUGUGUGUGUGUGGAGUUUGAUGUCCCGGUGAGUUCCGGCGAUUUGGAUGAUCGGAGUUUUUUUCCCUAUCAAAGCCGGAUCAGCAUCGUGAAGACCGAGUCGGGUUGACCCGAUUCAUUAGUAUUGUUGUAAUCAAUAUAAUGUGGAAGGGACUCUGUUGGAUGUCGUUUUCAAUCUAUUGUUUUUUUCUAUUAUAAUGAAAUGAUCCCAAAAUAUCAAUAAUUUAGGAUAUUGAACAUCUUCA